This is a messenger RNA of Clunio marinus, 3667 nucleotides long. The record is from the annotation of a GenBank genome assembly. NCBI's taxonomy places the organism in Eukaryota, Metazoa, Arthropoda, Insecta, Diptera, Chironomidae.
GUUCAAGAAAACCUUCGUCAAAUCUACAAUAAAGGAGAAUUAAAAAAAUUUCUUUUUAAAGUGAUUUAAGGACAAUUAAUAAAUUGCAAUUACAAUAUAUUUAAAAAUAAGAUCAUUAUCUGUGAAGUGAAAUAAAUUGAAAACUUUUAAAAGCAAAAAAUUGAACAAUUUAAAGCAAAAUUGUGUGUGGCCAUUGAAAAAUUUUAUUGAAAAAGGAAAAACGUAAAAAACCAACGCAAGCUUUUGAAAUAAUAUGAGUAAUUAUGCAAACGAAAAUGGAACGGGUCUAGAACAGCAGGUUGCUGGUCUGGACUUGAACGAGCGUGAACGCAAGAGUUCAGGCAAUACUCGUUAUAUACCGCCUCACUUACGCGGUGGUGACUCUGAAAGUAAUCCGUCGAAGCAAAACGAUAAUAAUCAAGGUGAAUUCAGGGAAAAUUAUUACAAUCCAAGAGGAGGCGGAAGUGGAUCUGAUCGAGACUAUAAUAAUCGUAACAAUAAUCGACGUUUCAAUAACAACUAUAAUCCACGUGACAAUUAUCGCAGUGGUGGUUCAGAUUACAAUAAUCAGCCUCCAUCAAAUUAUAAUAAUAAUCGUUAUCAAAACGGUGACGCGUCAGAUCGUGGUGGUAACUGGAAUAAUCGUGGAGGAUCACGACCUUUUUCUCGUCCAUCGGGAACUGAUUAUCGUUACGGCAACAAUCAACAGCAACAAAGACCGCCACUUCAAAAUCAGCCGGCUGACUUUGAUCCAUCUGUUGAGGAGCCAAUCAACACACGUUGGCAAGAACCUCCUCAACUGCAACAGGAUAUCAACAAUCGAUCCUAUGGAGGCAAAUGGAACCACCAACGCGGUGGUGAAAUUGACUACACAGUUCCACUACCAAGAGAUGAACGUAUCGAAUUGGAAUUAUUCGGUACAGCAAACACGGGCAUUAAUUUUAGCAAGUAUGAAGACAUUCCCGUGGAUGCAACGGGUCAUGAUGUCCCCAAACAUAUUACAUCCUUCGACGACAUUAAGCUGACAGACAUUAUUCGAGAGAAUGUUAAAAUGGCUCGUUAUGACAAGCCAACUCCGGUACAAAAGUAUGCCAUCCCAAUCAUACUCUCUGGACGGGAUCUCAUGUCAUGCGCCCAAACAGGCUCUGGUAAAACUGCAGCAUUUCUCGUCCCCAUUUUAAAUCGAAUGUUUGAGCAAGGAGCCAGUGCAAAUCCUCCAUCAAAUCGACCUUAUAAUCGUCGUAAGCAGUAUCCACUUGGAUUGGUUCUUGCACCAACACGUGAAUUGGCAACGCAAAUAUUCGAGGAAGCUAAAAAGUUUUCUUAUCGUUCGCGCAUGCGGCCAGCUGUACUCUAUGGUGGUAACAAUACAAGCGAUCAAAUGCGUGAACUUGACCGUGGCUGUCAUUUGAUUGUUGCAACGCCAGGUCGUCUUGAUGACAUUAUUAAUCGUGGAAAAAUUGGCUUAGAAAAUCUUCGCUAUUUGGUUCUCGAUGAAGCUGAUCGAAUGCUUGACAUGGGCUUUGAGCCUCAAAUUCGUCACAUCAUUGAGAAUCGCGAUAUGCCACCGACCGGACAACGUCAAACUCUGAUGUUUUCAGCAACUUUUCCCAAGAAUAUUCAAGAACUUGCAAGUGAUUUUCUCUCAAAUUAUAUUUUCUUGGCUGUUGGACGUGUAGGCUCAACUUCUGAGAACAUUACGCAAACCAUUUUGUGGGUCGGCGAACAUGAGAAACGCUCAUAUUUGCUUGAUUUACUGACACGUUUGCGUGAAGGUUCAGCUGAUUACUCACCCGAUAGUUUAACGUUAAUUUUUGUUGAGACGAAGAAAGGUGCUGACGCUUUGGAAGAGUUUUUGUAUCUUAACAAGUAUCCUGUGACGUCGAUUCAUGGUGAUCGUUCUCAACGCGAGCGUGAAGAAGCUCUCAAAUGUUUCCGUUCUGGUGGAUGUCCAAUUCUUGUUGCGACAGCUGUUGCAGCACGUGGUCUUGACAUUCCACAUGUCAAGCACGUCAUCAAUUAUGAUUUACCUUCCGAUGUCGAAGAAUAUGUUCAUCGAAUUGGUCGUACCGGUCGAAUGGGAAAUUUGGGCAUUGCAACCAGCUUUUUCAACGAAAAGAAUCGCAACAUUUGUUCAGACUUGGUUGAGUUGUUAAUUGAAACGAAUCAGGAGAUGCCUGGAUUCUUGGAAGAAAUGGCAAAUGAUCGUUAUGGUGGACCUAGACGUUCAAAUAAUAAUCGCGGUAAUAAUCGAUACGGUGGCAGCGGAUUUGGAUCGCGAGAUUAUCGUCAACCACAAAGUAAUCGUGGAGGUUCUGGAAAUCGUGGAUUUGGAAAUAAUAACGGCGGAGGACGUGGAAGCGGCGGCGGUUAUGGAAACGAUGGCUAUCGCAACGGAGGUGGCAACAGUCAUGGCGGAGGCGGCUAUGGUGGAAGCUACGGAAACAACUUUGGUGGCAACAAUCAUGCUAGUUCCGGUCCAGAUUGGUGGGAAGAUUAAAUAACAACAGUUUGAUGACUUUUCGUCCUCUCUCUCUUUCUCACUUACAUGCAUACACACAGAAAGAAAAAAAAGUUAUAACAAAAUCAUAUUUAAAACAAAAGAUAAAGAAAAAAAAAUUCCCGAAACGCUGAAACAAAUACAAACUCCUCAAUUUAGUGAAAACUUCAAAUAUAAAAAAGAAAAGAAUCAGAAUUCAAGUUGUCACGACCGAUGAUGUCGUGAGGAAAUGAAUGGAAGAAAAAAAAAACAAAAAAUAUAUAAACAAUAAUUUAAAGAAAUCUCUUGAAGGAAAAUCAAAUUUAGACAGUGUUCGUUUGUUAGGUCGUGGUUUUGUUCAGCAAUUCUGAAACGGGUCGUUCAAUGAGCUUUUAUUUUAUAUGAAAAAAGCGAGACAGAGCCAGUGAAUAUAUGUUGGAACUUAAGCUAGAUUUACCACUCGAAUAAUGUCUGUAAGAAUGUUUUACAUAAAUUCUUAUACAGGGAAAUCGUCGUUUCGUACAGAUUUCACUUGUACUAACUAAAACUAGAGUAAUGAAAUGAAAUAAAUAUAAAAAAGAAAAACUUAAUGGAUUUCUAUUAUCGCUGAUAUAUAAAACAUCAUGGUGAAACGAUGAUGAAUGGCGAGAUGGUUUUGUGGAAGAAAAAAAUAUUUAAACAGAAACUAAAAAGUAAAAAAGAAACAAAAAACCUUGCAAGAUCACAAUGUUGAUAUAAACUCAAAUAAAUGAAAAACAAUGCACUCCUACACUUUAAUAAAUGAUGAAAAGUAUGAGCAACAAACGAGAAAAUAAGAAACGAAAAGCAGUUUGGAAGCAGAAAAACGUUUUUUGUAAUUUUUAUGUUUUUCCUUUUAUUGCGUAAAAAAAAUUUGAAUUCAAAUCAAAGGUUGAAACAAAAUGGAAAAUAAAACAUAAAGAAAAAAACUUAAGAAGAAAACUGAAAACUUAUGCAAGAAUAUAACAAUGUGGAAAGGGUUUUAAUUCCAAUAGGUUUAGAAUUUAAUUUCAGGAAUUCUUCUGUUGAUUUAAAGUUUGGGUUUUAAUCCUUUUUCAUCAAUCUUCUGAGACGAGCAUCUUACAAAGCAUAUUUUCUCUAAUUAAAGGAAUGAAAUAAUUUAAAUUUGUUUAUUUAUUCUGAACAUCUAUGCUUGGUUUAUGGUUUUCA